Molecule: messenger RNA, 1398 nt
Organism: Symbiodinium sp. CCMP2592
Lineage: Eukaryota; Dinophyceae; Suessiales; Symbiodiniaceae
Source: the annotation of a GenBank genome assembly
AUGGCGGGACUUUUCAUCGUAACCCUACUCCCUAGGGAGUCUCGAUGCCAGCAGACGGCAGCUGCUGUCUGCAAGGGAUUGAUGAGGAUGUCGACGCAAGAACUACCUCCCAUCAUCGCUGCCCUGGUGCGGACAGACGAGUUUGGGCGCCUGGGAGGUGAUGCCAAAAACUACGUAAUGAAGGGGCCCAAGUCUCCCCGGAAGGAGGUGAAGGACAAAGAAGAGAAAGACAAGGAGAAGAAGGACAAAAAGGAGAAGAAGGACAAGGACAAGAAGGAGAAGAAAGAAGACAAAGACGACGGAGAGCCUCGGGAGACAAAUGUGGAUGCCUUGCUUCCGCCAGCAGACACGCCGUGGUCUAAGCUGGAGGAGCUGAUUGGCGUACCCUGUGUGUCGACUCUUCUUCGGCAGUAUCCUUGCCCAGCAGCAGUUCUGAAGGAUCUCGCCAGCAUGGUCGAGGAGUUGGUCACCAAGCUCCGGGAAACCGAGCUUGCAGAGGCCCUUGCAAGCGGUGAGACGGUGGUUCUCUUGAUGGGCCGAUACCAGGACUGCCUCAGUGAGCUCAACGGGGUUCCGCCACGGCUUGAGAAGGUCUCUUCCUUGCUCGACAACCUGGAGUACGAUGAUCGGCACAACCGAAAGGCAUUUCCCACCUCGGCGAAGCAACCCAUGGCCAGGGCGCUUCCCCUCGCCAAGGCCCUUUGCGAUGUGCUUGUGCCUUUGGAGACGAUUCUCGAGUGGCGCCAAAAGCCACUGUCCCACGACAGCGACGGUGUGCGCUUGCUCGACAAGCUGCGCUGGGACCUGCGGGUGGCCUCGGGCGCAGAUCUCGGAGACCAUGAUAAGAGGCACCUGGCCAAGCAUGAGGCCCUCUAUGCUGCCGUUUCCUCUUUGGCCGCACCGGAUGCCGCCGCACGGAUGAAGGAGGGAAAGCAGCAGUGCGUCCGAUCUCGGCUUUACUUCAGCCACAACUCACAGCUCUCAGGCCUCCUCCAUUUGAUGCUGACGGGCCUUCUACACUCCAAGGCAAGCCCGGCAAAGCCGGCGAGUUCGCCACCGGAUUGUUCACCGGAAGCUUCUGCCGAGGUGGCCAGUAGCUUCAGCAGCGAUGCCGAGGGUCUUUCAGCUUCGGGAUACCCUGCGCCGCAGCCAGAGGUGCGCAGCCUCUACGCGCAGCGUCUCGGUUUCUUGUCGCACUUUAUCGUACGUCUCUGGCGGAAGCGUUCGGAUGCAUCACUGCGAGUGACCUGCGACGUCUCGCCAACAGGCUCCUACCAGACGCGUGUGCGGCUUUUUGACCUUCCCUUCACGGAGGUGGAUUCGCAGUGGUCUGAGGUGCUCGAGCCUGUAGACUACCAUGGUCACGAGCACCCCCAGAUGCCGCGAGGUGCAGAGUAG